CAAAGAGGAGGAGGAGGAGGAGGAGGAUCAUCCCGAGCUCCGCCUCCCCGGAGGUCCUUCCACUGCUGCCGCGUUCCAUGCGGGAGUGUCAGCAUCAGCAGCAGCAGCAGCGCCCAUUUCUGCCCUGCGCAGGGGGCGGGGAAGCAGGCCGGAGAGAGAGAGAGAGAGAGGGAGGGAGCGUCCGGCUUCUCCUGGCUUUGCUCGCGGGCCUCUCUCUCUCUCUCUCUCUUUCCUCUCCUUCCAUUCCCAGCCCUUCUCUCUCCCUCUCCCUCUCUCCCUCCUUCCACCCGCGGCGCCGGGGUCCCGUGGGCGCAUGGAACUGCUGUGCGGGGAAGCGGGUCCGGCGCGGCGGGCCAAGCGGGACCCUCGGCUCCUGGCCGACCGGCGCGUCCUCCGCAAUCUGCUCCUCCAGGAAGAGCGCUACACCCCCCGCGCCUCCUACUUCCAGUGCGUCCAGAAGGAGAUCCAGCCCUACAUGCGGAAGAUGUUGGCCUUCUGGAUGCUGGAGGUUUGCGAAGAGCAGAAAUGUGAAGAGGAGGUGUUCCCCCUGGCCAUGAAUUACGUCGAUCGCUACCUGUCCUGUGUCUCCACCCGGAAAAACCACUUGCAGCUUUUGGGAGCUGUCUGUAUGCUUCUGGCCUCCAAACUGCGGGAGACCACACCUCUCAGCGUGGAGAAACUCUGCAUCUAUACGGACAAUUCCAUCACACCGUGUGAAGUUUUGGACUGGGAGUGUUUAGUUCUAGAGAAGCUAAAAUGGGACCUAGUGGCAGUAAUAGCAAACGACUUCUUGGAUCAUAUUCUCCAGCGGCUGCCCCUUCCCCAGCAGAAGGUGGACUUGGUGAAGAAACACGCACAGACGUUCAUUGCAUUGUGUGCUACAGAUUACACAUUUGCAAUGUACCCACCUUCCAUGAUUGCUACAGGCAGCAUUGGAGCGGCAGUCCACGGCCUCUCUACCUCAUCCAGUGAUUUUUCCGGCGAGGCGCUUAUGGAGUUGCUUGCUAGUACAACUGGCACAGAAGUGGACUGUCUGAAAGCUUGUCAGGAGCAGAUUGAAGCUGCCUUGGCCGAGAACCUGAAGCAGACCUCCCAGCCACGGCAGGAAUACAGCUCCUCCAAGAAUGCCGCUUACUCCGACAGCCAGGAGGUCACCCCCACCGGCACUCCUACGGAUGUCACCGACAUCAACCUGUGACCAAGCCUUCCCUGUGACCACCCAGAUCCCAGCAAGUAGAACCUGGCACAGAAAAGGAAGGAGAGGACUGGGUUGCUGUGAGUUUUCCGAGCUGUAUGGCCAUGUUCCAGAAGCGUUCUCUCCUGACGUUUCACCCACAUCUAUGGCAGGCAUCCUCAGAAGUUGUGAAGUCUGUUGGAAACUAAGCAAGUGGGGUUUAUAUAUCUGUGGAAUGUCCAAGGUGGGAGAAAUAACUCUUUGUCUAUUUGAAGCAAGUGUGAAUGUUGCAAUUGGCGAGUUUGAUUAGCAUUGAAUGGACUUGCAGCUUCACAGCCCGGCUGCUUCCUGCCUGGAGGAAUGCUUUGUUGGGAGAUGAUUAGCUGGCCCAGAUUUCUUGUCUGGAAUUCCCUGUUUUCUGAGUGCUGUUCUUUAUUUACUGUCCUGAUUUUAGAGUUUUUUUAAAAAAAAUACUGGUAGCCACAUCAGCCACGAAUCAGAUUGACUACAUCCUUUGCAGCCAAAGGUGGCGGACAUCCAUCCACUUGGUGAAAACAAGACCUGGGGCUGACUGUAGUUCAGAUCAUGAACUUCUUAUUGCACAAUUUAGAAUUAGACUAAAGAGAUCAGGGGCAACACACAUCGAACCAGUCCAUACUUCAGGAAAUAAAGCCCAACUGCUCACUGGAGGGAAGGAUAUUAGAGGCAAAGAUGAAGUACUUUGGCCACAUCAUGAGAAGACAGGAUAGCUUAGAGAAGACAAUUAUGCUGGGGAAAAUGGAAGGAAAAAGGAAGAGGGGCUGAUCAAGGGCAAGAUGGUUGGAUGGUAUCCUUGAAGUGACUGGCUUGAAGGAGCUGGGGGUGGAGCUCUGAAGGAGCUGGGUGUGGUGACAGCUGGCAGGGAGCUCUGGCAUGGACUGGUCCAUGAGGUCACAAAGAGUUGGAAGCAACUGAACGAAUAAACAACAGCCACAUUUUGUUCGUUUUCAUGUUAGUCUUUUCUGUUGAAAUUGUCCAUAUGCUUGUGGAUUUCAAUGGCUUCUCUGUGUAGUCUGACAUGGUAGUUUUUAGAGUGGUCUAGCAUUUCUGUGUUUUCGAAUAAUAUGUUGUGUCCAGGUUGGUUCAUCAGGUGCUCUGCUAUGGCUGACUUCUCUGGUUGAAUUAGUCUGCAGUGCCUUUCAUGUUCCUUGAUUUGUGUUUGGGCAAUGCUGCAUUUGGUGGUCCCUAUGUAGACUUGUCCACAGCUGCAUGGUAUAUAGUAGACACCUGCAAAAAUGAGAGGAUCCCUCUUGUCCUUGAUGAGCAUACCAUUUGUUGGAUUUCCUUAUUGGGUUUGUAGAUGGUUUGUAGGUUGUGGAGAGGAGAGGACAUUUUGCUUGCCUGCAUUCAUCACCAAAGACCGAAGGAAGUUCAAGAAGAUUUCCCCAGUGAACAUCGACAUUGUAAUAAGGCCGUGGUGAAAUUGGGUCUUAGAGGAACAGGGUGGGGCUCAGACAGGAAAAGGCAUUUUGCAGUAGGGCAGUUUCUGUCUUGCAAACCUGAUUUUUUUUGGAAUGAUUGGAACAUGGUUCAGCUUGGAAAGGCAAGUUCUGGGUCUUCGUUCCAAACAUUCUUCAGUUUGGGUUUGCUUCGUUGCUGUUAUCUUAACUAUGUUGUCUUAACUGUUUCUGUGUGCCUGCUGCAUGCAUGUCAGGAGAUGUAACACACUUUUGUUACCUAAACGACUCGCCUUCACCUUCAGUGAAGACAUUUUAAGUAUUCGCCUGAGACCUCCUUGGCUGAAACUGCUUUUCUCUUGCUGCCAUGUAUGGGCAACUGGUGAGAGACCAAGUGAAGCACUAGCUUAGUGGCUUCCUUUUCCAGUUUUGCUCAAUACUAAAAAAAUAGUCUUAGUUAUCCUUUAAAGGUUAGUAGUAGUAGGCUUGAAGGUUAAUAGUAGCACAGGUCCUUUAGUCUUUCAGUGGAAAUGAGUGGGUUUUGGCCAGCUUUGUAUAGGUGCUUGUAAAGUGCUGCUUGCCAUAGUGAAAACUUGGGGACAGGGGGAGAAAUCCUCUCAUCACAGUAGGCUGAAGCAAUAAAUUGUCCUUGCACCCAAUUGCCUUUUCUUACUCCCCAGAACCCCUGAGCAACUUUAUUUAUUUUGUGGACUAAGUAUUAUAAAACUGCAGAGUGGGGGAAGGGGCUUGAUAGUGUUUGUUUAUCUCUUCUUGACGUCCAAAACUAGUGCCUUAAUGUUCUCCCUUAUUCUCCUUCAUACCUCUGGGUUGCUUAGUUUGAGAGAUUAGUCAGUGUUGAAGUCAAUCCACAUUCAGAGUACACCCAAAAAGUGCUGCUAUAACUUGUAUGUAGAAAUCCCCCCUUUGUCUUCAUUGCCAAAAAGAGAGAAAGAAAGACAGAAAGAAAGAAAGAAAGAAAGAAAAGAGGCAGGAGAGCUACAUGCAAAGGAUGGGUGGAGAAGUAAUAGGAAAUCAAAGCUAUUGGAUUGCCUGCUUUUAUAACGGGGGUCAAAGAUUAACCUCUUUCCCCGAAAGAGUUUACAAUAUGAUGAGCGGCAGACUGCACUGGAGUCGAUAGUUGUAUUCUUGUUCAGGAAAAAAAGGGUUUGUUUGUUUCUAAAUGCUGCUUUUUAUAAGAAAUCACUUUUGAGAAUUAUCAGGUAUGAAUAAACAGUCAUGAUGGGUAUAACUGUCCAUUUGGAAAUGCUCCAGUUGGAAAACAAUAUGGACUGAUGCUACCUAGAACACCACUGGAGACCACGUUUGCCAACGAGAAAAAGGUGCUUCUUUGCUAUUUCUCUUUCUCCUCAUUGUGCUUAAGCUGUUCAGUCAUAACAGAAGUGCUACUGGCAGAUCUGGUAAAUGGGAAGUCAGUAUCCUAAAAACUUCAUAGAAGUUUGGAAUUGAGGGGAAAUUAUUUUUAUAGAUCCACUUAUAUCUGUAUCUAUAUUUUACAGCUUUAAAGAAAGUUUGUCCAUAUUAUUCAUCAUCACUUGAAAUCUGAUUGUUCUGAAAACCCUUUUGUAAUAUUGCAAUAAAGGAUUGUAAAAAAAAAAA
Molecule: messenger RNA, 4227 nt
Organism: Anolis sagrei ordinatus
Lineage: Eukaryota; Metazoa; Chordata; Lepidosauria; Squamata; Anolidae
Gene: CCND3
Product: cyclin D3
Biological process (GO): mitotic cell cycle phase transition; regulation of cyclin-dependent protein serine/threonine kinase activity
Cellular component (GO): cyclin-dependent protein kinase holoenzyme complex; nucleus; cytoplasm
Molecular function (GO): cyclin-dependent protein serine/threonine kinase regulator activity
Source: RefSeq, a predicted model, not a curated record